AUGAGGGAUACGUGGAUGGAGAGGCUCAUUGAGGAUGGUAAUAAUGAGGACCCCGGGCAGAGGCAGCAGCAUGACAUCAUGCUGGAACAGGUCAACAAAGAGCGUCUUCCUGCUAUAGUCCUCCCCUUCGGCUCAGCUGUUGCUGUACGCUGGGUUUUACAGUGCGGCUCUCAGGAUGUGGUUUUCGUCUCGAUGGCCAUGCGAAAAUCCAACUUUACGCUCGGGGCGGAGGCCAAGUGGAGUCGUUUUAAUGUUUUUUCCCCCUCUUAUCUAUGUGUGUGUGUGUGUGUGUGUGUCGCCACAGGUGGAGGUGGAAAACGGAAAGGCAGGAGUAAAAAAUGGAAGGAGAUCCUUCGCUUUCCUCACAUAAGCCAGUGUGCUGAACUGGGAAAAAUCAUCGAGAGGGAUUAUGCCAGCAUCUGCGACAAGCAGCCUAUUGGACGGCUUCUCUUUCGUCUUUACUGUGAGACCAAACCCAACUUGCAACGAUGCAUCCAGCUGCUGGACGCAACGGAAGACUAUGAGGUUACACCUGAUGAGAAAAGAAAAAGCAGGGGGGAGCAAAUCAUCAAGACCUUCCUUUCAAAACAAUCACCUCAGCGAGUAGACAUAGCCGAGGUUUUUGCAGAGCAAUGCAGAGAGAACCUGGAGCUCAGUCCAUGUAAGGAGAUCUUCAGCGACUGCCGCAAGGCGGUCCAUGAGUACCUGAGUGGAGCUCCGUAUUCAGACUAUCAGAACAGCAUGUACUUUGACCGCUUUCUUCAGUGGAAGAUGCUGGAGAGGCAACCGAUCACUAAAGACACAUUCAGACAGUACCGGGUGCUGGGAAAGGGCGGAUUUGGGGAGGUGUGCGCAUGCCAGGUCAGAGCAACAGGGAAGAUGUACGCCUGCAAGAAACUGGAGAAGAAGAGGAUCAAGAAGAGGAAAGGAGAGUCCAUGGCUCUGAACGAGAAGCAGAUAUUGGAGAAAGUCAACAGUCGGUUUGUUGUGAGCCUGGCGUACGCGUACGAGACCAAAGACGCACUGUGUCUGGUGCUGACCAUCAUGAACGGCGGCGACCUGAAGUUUCACAUCUACAACAUGGGCACGCCGGGCUUCGACAAAGACAGGGUCCAGUUUUACGCUGCUCAGAUCUGCUGCGGACUCGAGCAUUUGCACAGGGAAUCUAUUGUCUACAGAGAUUUGAAACCAGAAAACAUCUUAUUAGAUGAUAAUGGACACAUUCGGAUCUCUGACCUGGGGCUGGCCAUCAAAGUGCCUGAAGGAGAACUCAUCAGAGGCAGGGUGGGGACAGUAGGCUACAUGGCUCCAGAGGUGAUCAACAAUGAAAAAUAUGCCAUGAGCCCCGACUGGUGGGGACUGGGCUGCCUCGUUUAUGAGAUGACCGCGGGACGAUCGCCCUUUCGUGCUCGGAAAGAGCGAGUGAAGCGGGAAGAAGUGGAGAGAAGGGUGCAGGAGGAAGAGGAGGAGUACAACGACAAGUUUACAGAGGACGCGAAGGCGAUCUGCAGAAUGCUGCUCACCAAAGACCCCAAGCAGAGGCUUGGGUGUAACGCGGAUGGAGCAGCGGGCGGCAAGGCCCACUCGUUCUUCAAAAACAUCAACUUCAAGAGGAUGGAGGCUGGAAUUGUAGAUCCUCCCUUCGUGCCUGAUCCUCGGGCCGUGUACUGUAAGGACGUUUUGGACAUAGAGCAGUUCUCCACUGUCAAGGGAGUAAAUUUGGACCAAACCGACAACGACUUCUACUCCAAAUUUGCUACGGGUUGUGUUCCCAUCCCAUGGCAGAACGAGAUGAUAGAAACGGAGUGUUUCAGAGACCUGAACGUGUUUGGGCCUCAAGGGACGAGACCUCCCGAUCUGGACUGGAAUCAGCCGCCGGAGCCACCCAGACGUAGCCUGCUGGACAGGAUCUUCAGGAGGCAUCACCCAGACGUGUCCAUCUCCAACAGCCGUGUGCAGUCUUCCAGUGUAAAUUCUGUGGACUCCAUGUCCAACUCUGCCCCCUAGUGGCACAGCUGACAGUGUGGGACCUACUUUUAACCCACAAACGUACAGAUGGGAAGGAGCUCGGAAGGGCUUCCCUGUUGCUGAUUGGUCCGCAGCUCAAAGGCCUGAGCAGCAGCUGGAGACAGCCUGUUUGAAAGCCUAAAUGGUCGGGAAGGGAGGGGAGGGGUCAGGGUGGGGGGAUUGACCGGGCCCUGAGAUCCUGGGCAAUAGUAGUAGGACACUUGAUGUUGUGGAGAUGUUUGGAAAUAUUCAGACAAACCUUACUUUCCCUCAGGAUUGUUGGACUGUAGAACAGAGCCACUGUUGUUGUUCUUGAACCAGAAAAAGGAUUGAAAAACAAACAAACUGAUAAUCAGGGGAUUCACUGUAUAAUAAAGACCACCACAGGGAAUAAAGGUUGGGUAGGGGUGGGUGGGGGUAAGGGUAAGUGAAUUUUGUUUUUCAAAGAAAAAAAAGGGUCUUUUUUUUGGGUUUCAUUUCAGUCUUGUACUUUCUAGCUUGUAUCUUGUACCAAUAUCUCUCUCAUCUCUCUGCUUCCCCCUGACGUGUCGCCAUCUGCACAACUCUUAACUUAUUCUUUCUCCGUUCUUCACCUUCCAGACCUCAGAUCACUCCUAAACAUUCAGAACACGCCACCUCAGCAACCUCAAACACACAAUGUACAUUGCCUUCGCGUACACUCAGGCCAAAGAUUGCGGUUCUAGUUUUGUGAUACUGUUGUCAUGUUGAAUUGUUGGUUUUUUGAAGGUUUUUAGCUGUUGUGUAGAACUACAGGAGGAUCAGAAUGUGUGAUCCCAUUUAUAGACUUUUCUUUAAAUAUGAGCCUGCAGACAUAUCAUACAGCUUCAAGCACACACACAUACACACACACGCAUACAGUACAGCGCCUUCCAGAACUAUCCAUACCUCCUGAAUAAGUCAUCGUUAAUUAUAACCACAAGCUUCAAUGGGUUUCUUUGGGAGUUUAUGAUUGACUGACACAAUGUAGCCCAUGGCAUGUCGUUUUAAACUUUAUUUAAACUAAAAAUCUAAAAAGUGUGGCAUGCAUUUCCAUUAAUUCCUCCAGUAAAUACUUUAUCGAACCACCUUUUGCUGCAUUUGGUGUUCGCCUCUUACGGCUUUUUCACAUAUUUUUGCCAAUUCUACUUUGCGAAAUACCUUGAACCUUUUCAGAUAUCUGAAGACUCUCAACUGGAUUCAGACUUUAUCUUUGGCAUUCCACUGCAGCUGUGGUUCUGUUCAGGGUCCUGGUUCCGCUGGAAGACGAACCUGUCGGUGUAUGUAGAAGGCUUUGUCUUCUUAAACUUGCAUCUGUGCUUCUCCCUUUCCACUUUUCAUUCAACUCAAAUUCAGUUCUACUCAAAAAUAUGUUAUUUAUCCCAAAGGGAAAUGAAAUGUCGUCACAAUUCGUACCGUCCUGUUAUCUUCAGAGUCGUCGUGGAUGUGGACACGGCGCUGCUGCUCCAGCAUGCUGCAACUUUGAGCGGUGCAAGUCUAGAAUAGCAAAUUGAUGGGUUGUUGAACAUUUUUCUGUAAGAGGCUCUUCUAAGUUUAUGUUAUUUGAGAACUCAAAACUGCUUAAAUAUCUUGACAAUCUGCCCCCAAUCUCUGACCUUUUUGGUUUUCGUUAUGCUGUUUCUUUAGUAAUGUUCUCUAACAAACCACAGAGGGCUUCACAGAACAGCUAGGAUUAAAUUUGAAAAAGAUAGUCUUUUUUUAUUAUUAGUUAUUUCAAGGUAUGAGAGUAAAAGGUGGUCAAUACAAAUGCAUGCCAAACUUUUCACAUUUGUAGUUAUAAAAAAAAAAAAACGUAUCAUUUUCUUCCACUUCUAAAGUACAUGUGCUGUUUUGUGUCCUGUCACACAGUAUCCCAAACGAAAGCUUGUGAUUGAAACGCGACAGAAGGGAGUAGCUUUGCGAGGCGCCGUACUACGAACACACUCAGACUUGUGAGAAUCGUGUUGUGUUUUCAUUGCAUGGACAAGCGUAAGUGUGGACAGCUGUAUCCCUUUUCGCUUCUGCAUACCUCAUUCCUCCGACUCUGCCAUCUUAUACACGCGGACGUUUCCCUCGGUUUACGGCGUCACUUUAUAUUUGGCAUUAUGUGGAGUUUGACAACUAAUUAAUAUGCUGUACAGAAACAGAUUUCUCUCUUUUUUUUCUUCCUUUUUUUUUUGGUAGUUAUCUGCACAGUCCCCAUGGAGUGGAGAGGAACACAUGCACUCAGCAUGACUUACAAGUUGCACAAUUUAAAAUACCAUUGAGCUGUUUUUGUUACCAAAUGAAAAUGUCUUUCCUCUGAUCAUUAAGGCACAUCCUUGUAUUGAUACCGUCACAAGCCGCUUGUUUUUUUUUUCUACACCCGAGACUUAAAAGUGUUCUUCUCGCUCUCCUUAUGCCUUUUCCAUGUAAACGAUAUUGCUGCGUAGCCAUUGCUGUCUCAUGUACAGAUUAUUUUUUUAUAUAUUAUUUUUUAUUUUUUUGUCCGUUUACACUAAGCCCUCAGCGCUCUUCAAAAAUGCCUCACAAAUCUAAAGGGUCUUCCUCUUGUUUUGUGUCCCAACUGUAACCCGAAGACAGGAUAUCGAGAGCUACCUGAAAGGUUUACCUUAUCUGAAUCUCCUUUAAUCAGCCCAGCUCCUUGGCAUCAGAGCUGAGGAGGAGGAGGAAGAGGAGGAAGACACCAGAGAAUCCCCACACAAAGAAGUGGCCUUCUCGCAGCAGCACAGCCAAUUAAAGGGAAGGAGAGCACUGGCUCUUCUGCUUCGUUUUUAAGAAUGUGGUGUAUUUCCCUGUUUUAAGCUGGCGAAAGCUGUUCCAUGCAGUAAUUUUAAUCGUCCUUACCGAUCUCACACAAGCCUGUUUGUUUUGUUUUUUUUUCUUUUCCUCUUGAGGUGAAAAAGAAAAGGAAAAAAAAGUAUCUGACUCAGACGGAAGUGCCUCCUUGUUAGCAUGAUUUCCAGACAAUGCCCACACAGACAUCAGCACUUUGUUUAUUAUCUGACUGUCAUGCUCUGUUUGCUUCGCGGGGGAAACACAAAUACACAUAGACUUACACAGUUUGUUGGAAGGGAAGGGAAAGGAAGGAGGAGUCGCAGACGGAGCGGAGUCUAUGAGGGAAUUUUCCUUCUUAAUGUGAUGUACAGCAAAGUGCUGAGUGCAUGUGAAAGCCAAACCCACUGUGUCAAUCAAGUCCUAAUAAACUGUAUCAUAGUUUGAAUACUCA
Messenger RNA from Poecilia reticulata (guppy), 5233 nucleotides. NCBI's taxonomy places the organism in Eukaryota, Metazoa, Chordata, Actinopteri, Cyprinodontiformes, Poeciliidae. The record is from RefSeq and is a predicted model, not a curated record.